AUGCCCACUUGCUUUUCCGCUCCUGCAUUUGGGGGAGAGGCGCUGGAUUGCUGCAGGCAGCCGGUGGCCUCCUGGGGCCGGAGACUCCCGGCCCCCCAGGAGUUCCCAGGCCCUUCCGCCCGUCCUCCCGGGAAAGAGCCGGGGGAGAAGGCAGGCAGGGCCCGGCGCCGGGGGAGAGGCUGCAGGGCGCGGGCAAGGGCCGCAGGCAGGCCCUGGCGCUGCCCUUGCCGUGUCAUUGCCGCCCCGCGGCCGCCUGACCUCGCCUCGUUGGGCCGCUCUCCCCUCUCUCCCCAGGGUUCGCCCUACGACCACACGCCGGGCAUGGCCGGUUCCCUGGGGUACCACCCGUACGCGGCGCCGCUCGGCUCCUACCCCUACGGGGACCCCGCAUACCGUAAGAACGCGACGCGGGACGCCACGGCCACCCUCAAGGCCUGGCUCAACGAGCACCGGAAAAACCCCUACCCCACCAAGGGCGAGAAGAUCAUGCUGGCCAUCAUCACCAAAAUGACCCUCACCCAGGUGUCCACCUGGUUCGCCAACGCGCGGCGGCGGCUCAAGAAGGAGAACAAAAUGACCUGGACACCGCGAAACCGCAGUGAGGACGAGGAGGAAGAGGAGAACAUAGACCUGGAGAAAAACGACGAGGACGAGCCUCAGAAACUGGAGGAGAAGGGGGACCCCGGGACGCCAGACACAGGAAGCUGUGAAGAUGAAUAG
Messenger RNA from Manacus vitellinus (golden-collared manakin), 720 nucleotides. RefSeq names its product iroquois-class homeodomain protein IRX-5-like. NCBI's taxonomy places the organism in Eukaryota, Metazoa, Chordata, Aves, Passeriformes, Pipridae. The record is from RefSeq and is a predicted model, not a curated record. Gene Ontology annotation, biological process: cell development; regulation of transcription by RNA polymerase II; neuron differentiation. The transcript has 2 exons. Gene Ontology annotation, molecular function: DNA-binding transcription factor activity, RNA polymerase II-specific; RNA polymerase II cis-regulatory region sequence-specific DNA binding. Bases 1 to 720 code for a protein of 239 amino acids. Gene Ontology annotation, cellular component: nucleus.